GAAUUCUUUCCUUUUUAAGUUUAAGAGUUGCGAUCUGCGUUAUGUUUCAGUAAUGACUUGCGUAAAUAACGUAGUGCAGGAUUCAUAGUAUGUACGGUUGUAACGUGACCGGUUAUUCACUGUUGCUUCAGCACGGCAGACCCGCCGCGCGCUCUCACUCAGGUGCAGUGUUUAUGUGCAAGAGAAAGUGCGUGAUGAAAAACUACCUCAAAUACACUAACGUGUGUUAGGUCACAUCUUGUGCAAUAAAUCAUCAAAUAAAUAUGAUGACUCCGACUCCUUGACAAGAGUUCUGCAGCGGUCAAUAAAUAUUAACCAGCAUUCAGUGGGGCAAUCCCCAACAUUGGUCCUUCGAGCCGGAUCUAUUGACUACUGCAGUGAUAUCAUUGAAAGAGCAAGCCACUUCUCUCCCUCAAACUGAGACGUCAGACAGACCCUCACGGCAUCGUCGCACACCCAGGCAUCUGGAAGAGUAUCAUGUUGACUAUGGCCAUCACCGACCUGCUCUCUUCUCCUCACCCACAGAAGAGGUGCAAGUGGAGCAGAGAGGAGCAGCAGCCGCAGUGGGCCUAGCUAGUCAGUCACGAACAGUCUCCAGACAAGGUGAGCACCCAGACACAAGCUCCAUGGAUUUGUUGAGCAUGAGUUCAUUGAGGAAAAUGUUGAAGACUAUUUCUGACAAAGAGAAGGAUGAGGCUGCUGAUAUGGCUGCACUUCACAGUAAUCUUCAACAAUAUGAAAAACGACAGCGUCGGCGUAAAGAGCUGAUGGAACAUAUCACGUCGUUCUUGAGGGAAGAAGAGGAUGAGGAGGAUGAUCAAAGUGAAAAGCAUAUAACACCACCAGUACGAUCCCCUUCAGUAACUUCUCCACGUUUGCCUCCCUCAAGUCAUACUACUCCAUCACAGUCACCUGACAUUGAGCUACCUACCCAAGGAUGUGUGAGUGACAUGCAAAAGAAUGCAAGUAAAUCUCCUGUGGAGGCUGAGGAUUUUAACUCUGGAUUUGUUCCAAUAUGUCCAGUCAGUUCAAUCCCCUUGUAUUCACCAGUAUCUUCUGGAACUAUACCUACUGUUUCACACCAACAGCAACCUGCUACAAGAGCAGAGACUGUGCCACCACUGUUUACGAAGCAGUCCCCCAUUUAUGAUGCUGGAAAGGCUUUUCAACCUCAAGUGCAGCCACCUUUAAUGGCACCUAAGCCAGUCUACCAGCACCUUAAUGCAGUUUAUGGCUAUUUGACAGGGUCACCUUCACAACAGCAGUUUACUGCUCUGCCUACAGCAAGUUUUGCGACUCCUCAUUAUACUCUUAUGACUCCAGCAGCAUCAGUCUCUCAAACCCAGCCUAGAGUUCCAGUUAUGACACUAAAUCCUCCUGCCUUUGAUACCCCCUCUCUGCAGCCAUUUAAUAAAGCACUGAAUCCAACUGAAUACUUUGUGCCUCAACGCCCUUUGCAUGCUGCCCCACAACCAAAGAUUCCUGAUUUUGUGAAUGACAAUGAAAGGGAAUUUGCUAACCUGAAGUUAGCACUGGACAACCUUCUUGAACCACAUGCAGAGCUAGAUGAGAAAUACAAGUACCAUAUUUUGCUGGAGCACCUCAAAUUGCCUGAAGCACAGAUGAUUGGCCAGUCUUGUCGCCAUCAUUUGUACCCAUAUUCAGCAGCUAUGCAAACCCUUCAGUUGCAAUAUGGUCAACCACACCAACUGGCUCAGAGCGAAAUAGCAGCAAUCCUCACAGCCCCAGAGGUCAAACCAAAUGAUGCUCACAGCUUCCAGAGUUUCGCUCUUCGUGUACACCUCUUAGUGAGUAUGCUUUUGUCGUUGGAGGGUACCAGAGGGAUGGAGUUGAACUGUUGUUCACAUGUAGAUCGUUUACUCAGUAAGCUGCCCAAGUACUUAAGAGAUGGCUUCAUAGAGUUUCUCCAGCUGAGAGGGAAGCUAAACUCCCCAAGUAUUAACCCGUACAACCUACAAGACUUUGCUGGAUGGCUCCAAGUCAAGGCUCAGCAACAGCGACUUUCCAGUAGGUUAGUGCAACGUUACCAGUAUGAAAGAGCACUCAGUAGUUCAAAGGAGAAGAAUGCAGCUAAACCGAAAAGCCAAAGUACAACCUUGUAUCAUGGUGUAUCACCCACAGAGACUAAACCAUCCUCCAGUCCUAAGGUGUCUUGGAAAAGAACAUCACCCAAAGUUAUCUGCCUAUUCUGUGGCAGCAAAGAUCACUACAUCACUCGAUGCAGUAGUAUCAGAGAGCAGCCUGUUGCUGAACUUUGCAAGUGGAUUUCGGAGGAAAAGCACUGCUGGAAAUGUGCUCGUUCCCAUGCCCCCGAGACCUGUAAUCUAAAGAAACCCUGCAGUGACUGUGGUGGUAUUCACCUUCAAGUGCUUCAUGGUGUGGCCCAAAGUUAUACAACUAACACAGCAUCAGCUAACUCUGAGAGCCGUAUCUACCUCUUACCAUCCAUUGCAUCAGGCAGAGUCCUUCUGAAGGUGGUACCAGUGCUGCUACAUCACAGAUCAAAGACAUUUGAGACUUAUGCUAUACUGGAUGAUGGAGCACAGCGCACCAUGAUCCUGCCCACUGCUGUCCAGCAACUGCAGCUGAAAGGCGAACCUGAGACUCUAGCCCUUCGUACCGUCCGACCAGACACUACUCACCUCAGUGGCACAAAAGUCACCUUUCAAAUCUCUCAGAGAAAUAACCCAGAGAAACGUUAUCAGGUUUUAGGAGCAUUUACAGCUUCUGGUCUUGAUCUGGUAGAACAAACAUACCCAGUUCAGGCUCUUCGGAGACGGUAUGCACAUCUAAGGGGAGUUCCACUACAGCCAUUUCACAAAGUGCAUCCGCUUGUACUCAUUGGUUCGGACCAAGUUCAUCUCAUUACAGCCAAAGAGCCAAUUCGUCAAGGCACCAAAGGGGGUCCAGUAGCAGUCCAUACAGCUCUUGGGUGGGCUCUCCAAGGAACAGUAAUGGGUCCCACAGACCAGGCACCAGUGCAGCAAUGUUUCUUUAUCUCCACAGCUCACACAGAUGAUCUUCUCUACAGAAAUGUGGAAAGGUUAUGGCAAUUGGACGUAUUGCCCUUUCGCAAUGAGAAGCUGGUGGUCCGGUCCAGACAAGAUAACGAGGCUAUGCAGCUGCUUGAGUCUCAAACGCAGCAAGACAGUGUACAGGGUGUACAACGUUAUGCCACCCCACUUCUGUGGAAGACAGGUGCCCUUAAGCUCAAGGGAUCUAUGCAAUCUGUUCUUGCAAACCUAAGAAGUACUGAAAGGAGACUCCAGAAAGACCAUGUGAAGGCCUCAAUCUACUCAGGAGAGAUUGCUAAACUCAUUGAAGCAGAUUAUGUAGCCAAACUGAACCAAAGGGAAGCAGCCCAGGCAGAAGAAUCAUGGUACCUGCCCCACCAUCUGGUGAGCCAUAACAAUAAACCACGACUGGUUUUUAACUGUUCAUUCAAACACCAGGGUCUUUCUCUUAACAAUCAACUCCUGCCUGGCCCUGCUCUUGGACCAUCACUGUUGGGCGUCCUUCUGAGAUUCAGAGAGCAUCAUGUGGCUGUAAGUGCAGAUAUUAAGGGCAUGUUCCAUCAGGUUCGUCUCCUACCAAAGGACAGACCCUUUCUCCGUUUCAUUUGGAGAGACCUGCAGAGCGAGAACCCUCCAGAUGUAUAUGAAUGGCAGGUCCUACCAUUUGGUACAACAAGCAGUCCAUGCUGUGCCAUCUUCGCUCUGCAACAUCAUGCUCAUAAUUCUGAAGCCGAAUAUCCAGGGUUACAAGAAAUAGUACACCAGAGCUUCUAUGUGGACAAUUGUCUCACAAGCUUUCGUACUGUUGCUGCAGCCAAACAAAAAGUGGAUCAACUACGCAGCAUGUUAGCAAAAGGAGGAUUCAACCUCAGACAGUGGGCUAGUAGUCACCCAGCCGUGAUUGCUCAUCUUCCUACUGAAGCCCGCUCCUCCGCUACAGAGCAGUGGUUGGUCCAAACCCAUGUUGAACCAAUGGAGCCUACAUUGGGGCUUCGUUGGAACUGCACAACUGAUAGCCUUGGCUAUCAUUACCGGCCUAUUGAGCAUGCAGCCCUGACAAUGAGAACAGCCUACCAGGUGCUGGCAUCUCAGUAUGAUCCAUUGGGGUUUAUACUACCAUUUACCACAAGGGCUAAGGUAAUCAUCCAACAGUUGUGGACAAAAAAGAGAGACUGGGAUGAUCCAAAUCUACCGCCAACCCUUAAGGCGGCCUGGAUAAUUUGGGAGAGUGAGCUAGAACAUCUCAGGACAUUAUCCAUUCCUCGCUGUUACCUAACGGUCUUCACAACUCCAGCAGAACAGAACAUUUCCCUCCAUGUGUUCUGCGAUGCCUCUGAAAAAGCAUAUGGGGCAGUGGCAUAUUUUGCAAUUCAAUCCGACAGUGUCAUUCACGUUUCCUUCAUAAUGGCCAGAUCGAGGGUUGCUCCAAAGAGGCAGCAGUCAAUGCCUCGUCUGGAGCUUUGUGCUGCCUUAGCUGGAGCACAGCUAGCCAAACUGGUGAGGAAUGAGACCACUCUCUCCAUCAGUCAGACAAUCCUAUGGACAGACUCCUUGACUGUGCUGGAAUGGAUUCAAUCAGACUCCUGUCGAUAUAAAGUGUUCGUCGGAACUCGAGUCUCCGAGAUACAGGAGCUAACUGAUCACAGAUCAUGGAGGUACGUGAAUACACAGGACAACCCCGCUGACGACAUAACACGAGGGAAAUCACUCCAAAGUCUGGCUGAGCCUAGUCGCUGGAGUCAAGGACCUCCAUUCUUGAAACAAAACGAAGAACACUGGCCUAAAAAACCUGAACUCACCCAGUCAGAGGGAGUAUCCGAAUUAAAAGGACUUCCAAGCUACUGCCUAAUAGCAUUUGACAUUGUCUCCAACCUCCCUGAUUCUACCCAGUUCAAAUCAUGGUGUGAAUUAGUAGAAGCAACUCAACGGGCCUGUCAUGGGGCGGCCACAUCGGAUUGUGCUUCCAGUGAGCCUAUAACAAGCAAAGAGGCAGAAGCUGUCCUGAUAAGAGCAUGCCAACUCCAGAGCUUUCCUGAAGAAGUUGCUGCCCUCAAGGCAAAGAAACCAGUUCCUGCACACAGCCGAUUAGUCAGUCUUGCUCCAGAAUGGGAUCCACUGAAAAACAUGAUAAGAGUUGAAGGCAGAUUAAGAAGGUUAGCAAACUCAGACCCAGAACAAAUCCACCCUAUUGUGCUGGACUCCAGACACACAAUAACGAAGCUCCUUAUCAAAGAAUUUGAUGAGCGUCUGUUACAUCCAGGAACAGAAAGAGUCUACGCUGAAAUAAGGAGACAGUACUGGAUUCUUAGAGGGUGUCAGGCCAUAAAGUACCAUCAGCUACACUGUCUGUCCUGUCAGCGAUGGAGAGCUUUCCACUCAACUGGUGUUGACUGCUUUGGCCCAUACCUGGUCAAAAUCGGGAGAAGAAAUGAGAAACGCUGGGGACUAAUCUUCAAAUGUCUUACAACUAAGGCAGUACACAUUGAGCUCCUCAAUUCAAUGGAUGUAGAUGCCUUCCUUCUUGCGCUCCGCCGGUUCAUAGCCAGAAGAGGUAAACCACACGAGAUCCGUUCGGAUUGUGGCACCAAUUUCCGGGGAGCUGACAGAGAAUUACGGGAAGCUUUCUCAAUUAUGGAGCCAGAACUCAAAGUUCAGCUUUCAGACUAUCAAAUUAGCUUCAUGUUCAAUCCACCUAGUGCUCCACACUUUGGCGGAAUAUGGGAGCGUGAAGUCCGUUCCAUAAAGAAUGCUCUCCUGGUGGCUCUCGGAACGCAAGCUGUCACAGAAGAUGUUCUGUCCACAGUCCUAGUGGAAGUAGAAGGGAUCCUCAAUUCGAAACCAUUAGGAUAUGCCUCAUCAGAUGUUGCUGACAUGGAUCCGAUUACUCCUAAUAUUCUCCUUAUGGGGCGGCGGGAUGCAUCGCUGCCUCAGGUGGCAUACGCUCCAGGAGACAUGGGGCGGCGGCGAUGGCGGCACUGUCAGAACAUGGUGGACCAGUUCUGGAUUCACUUCACUAGAAACCACUUGCCUACGCUCCAGACCCGACAGAAGUGGCAUAAGGCUUCAAAGAACCUGGAAGUUGACUCUGUCGUACUGAUUGUGGAUCCGCAGCUCCCAAGAGCUCAGUGGCCCAUAGGCAGAGUUCGAAAGACAUUGCCCAGUAGUGAUGGAUGUGUGCGGACUGCUGAAAUCGUCGUUAAUGGUAAAGUUUACACCAGACCAGUUGCCCGCCUGAUAGAGUUACCUGCUUUAGAAGGUAAUACCAAAGACAUUUAGAGAAUUCCCUUUAUUACCCAUUUGCUGCUCAAAUGUGGGGGCGGCUGUUGUGAAUUCUUUCCUUUUUAAGUUUAAGAGUUGCGAUCUGCGUUAUGUUUCAGUAAUGACUUGCGUAAAUAACGUAGUGCAGGAUUCAUAGUAUGUACGGUUGUAACGUGACCGGUUAUUCACUGUUGCUUCAGCACGGCAGACCCGCCGCGCGCUCUCACUCAGGUGCAGUGUUUAUGUGCAAGAGAAAGUGCUAACUUUAACAGUGUUUAUGAUGUUAUUGAUGUUAUUGAUGUUUAGCGAUCUUUUUGAGUGUAAUUUGAUCCUAUUUAACGAGCGGUUUAGCCCGCUAGCAUCGCAGCGUGCAUUGUUCAUGUUUACAAUUUUAUUACAUUGAAGUGACAUUUCAUGGUGAUAAUACCUUCCAGCAGCUAUUAUUACUAACUUCUGUAUUAAUGAUACAUUCUCAUUUCUAUAUAUAUUUUAUAUUUCGAUGUUUGUAAUUUUACUAAGCAGACUAUUCUCACAGAUAUAUUGCUGAUACAGUUCUCAGUUAAUAUUCUAUAUAUCAGCGCAUUUCACAGUUGUUUAUUAUAGAGUUUGUUAUAUGUUGAGUUAUUGGUAAUAUGUGAACAAUGAGUAUUUAUAUCUGUUGUUUUAUUUAUUUCAGAAACUACCUCAAAUACACUAACAUGUGUGUUAGGUCACAUCUUGUGCAAUAAAUCAUCAAAUAAA
Messenger RNA from Carassius auratus (goldfish), 7034 nucleotides. RefSeq lists its product as uncharacterized. The transcript is spliced from 2 exons. Lineage: Eukaryota; Metazoa; Chordata; Actinopteri; Cypriniformes; Cyprinidae. Gene Ontology annotation, molecular function: nucleic acid binding. The record is from RefSeq and is a predicted model, not a curated record. Bases 627 to 6311 code for a protein of 1894 amino acids. Gene Ontology annotation, biological process: DNA integration.